AUGAGCACCUCAAACGGCACGAACAGAGCCCUCUGGCUGGCCUCCUACUCGGAGCCCGCCGAGGUCAUCGACCUACCCAUCCCGGAAGCUCCCACAGGCACGGUCGUGGUCAAGGUCCUUGCGGCACCCAUCGUCCCCUACACCCACCUCGUCCACGCCGGAAAGUUCGAGGCCAUGAACAUGCCUCCCCCCUACGUCCCGAACCCCAACGCCAUUGGUCGCAUCCACGCCGUCGGCCCCGACGCCGUCAAGGUCAAGGAGGGCGACCUGGUGUACGUCGAUGCCACCACUCGCGGCCGCGAUGACCCCGGCAAGAUGAUUAUGAUCGGACAUAUUGGUGGUCACGGCGAGGAGGGAAAGAAACUCACCAAAGAGUGGCGUGACGGAUCGCUGCAGCAAUACCAAAAGGUUCCUCUCGAGAACGUGUACCUCCUCGAUGAGAAGCGUCUUACCGAACUGGGCUACGACCCAGCUGCCCUGCAGUCCAUUGCCCACUACUCCGUCGCCGCCGGUGCUCUUCUCGAAGCGGCCGACGUCAAGGUCGCCGAGACCGUCAUUAUUGGCCCCUCUGGCGGUUCAUUCGGCGGCCUGGCCGUCGAGGUUGCUCUCACCGCCGGCGCAAACGUCAUCGCCCUUGGACGCAGCGAGAACAAGCUCGCCGCCAUGCGCAAGAAGCUCAACGACCACCCGCGUCUCAAGACCGUCGCCAUGACCGGCGACGACAACGCGGAUGCGGCCGCCAUUCUCGCGGCGACCCCCAACGGUGCCGGCGCCGAAGUCUACAACGACUGGACGCCCGGCGAACUCAAGAACCCCCCUUACCUCAGCGCGGCUUUGCGCGUGUUGAAGCGCGAGGGCAGGAUCAUUCUCAGUGGCGGCGCCAGCGAGACCCUGACGCUCCCGUAUGCGCCCUUCAGUAUCAGGAACCUGAAGCUGCAGGGCAAGUGGAUGUGCGAGCGUAGGACGCUGGAGCAGCUUAUCAGGAUGAUAGAGGGCGGCCAGUUGAAGAUUGGCAAGGAGAGCGGUAGCGAGUUGGCCGUGUUCUCCUUGGACCAGCACCAUGAGGCGAUCGAGCAUGCCAGAGUGAACGGUGGUUGGAGGAACUACACCGUCAUCGCGCCCAACCCUUGGUAG
This is a messenger RNA of Colletotrichum karsti, 1134 nucleotides long. Its product is annotated as isopropanol dehydrogenase. NCBI's taxonomy places the organism in Eukaryota, Fungi, Ascomycota, Sordariomycetes, Glomerellales, Glomerellaceae. Bases 1 to 1134 code for a protein of 377 amino acids. Gene Ontology annotation, molecular function: oxidoreductase activity. The record is from RefSeq and is a predicted model, not a curated record. The transcript has a single exon.